UGCGAGAAGUGCGCUGGGAUACAAACAAGGGAGGCUGCUGCUCGCUAGCUCGCUAUUGCAAGUAGGUCAGUCAGUGUGCUGUGAUAUAAAAUCAAAGAUUUAAAAUCUUAGGAGGAAAGCAGUGGUUGGAAUUACAUUUGUAAUGCGACGUUUGAAAUUACGCCUGCACUCUUCGCUGUCCAGGGUACUGUCUCACGAGCGCAAGCCUGUCGAUCAGCCUCACUUUACCACCACCCUCACAUUAGGCUGUUUUUAGGUAAGAAAUCAUGGAGUUACGUGUUGGGAGUAAAUACCGUCUCGGGCGAAAGAUUGGAAGUGGCUCGUUUGGUGAUAUUUACUUGGGUGCAAACAUCACAUCAGGAGAGGAGGUAGCCAUUAAACUGGAGAGUGUGAAGACUAAACAUCCACAGUUACAUAUUGAGAGCAAGUUCUAUAAGAUGAUGCAAGGUGGAGUGGGUAUUCCGUCAAUCAAAUGGUGUGGUGCUGAAGGGGACUACAAUGUCAUGGUGAUGGAGCUUCUUGGUCCAAGUCUGGAAGAUCUGUUCAACUUCUGCUCAAGGAAAUUCACACUUAAAACUGUCUUACUGCUUGCAGACCAGAUGAUUAGCAGAAUCGAGUACAUCCACUCCAAGAACUUCAUUCAUAGAGAUAUCAAACCUGAUAAUUUCUUGAUGGGGCUCGGCAAGAAGGGAAACCUAGUCUACAUUAUAGACUUUGGCUUGGCCAAGAAGUACCGUGACGCCCGCACACAUCAACACAUUCCUUAUCGUGAGAAUAAGAACCUGACUGGCACUGCCCGCUAUGCCUCCAUUAACACUCAUUUGGGCAUUGAGCAAUCUCGACGGGAUGAUCUUGAGUCCCUUGGCUAUGUGCUUAUGUACUUCAACUUGGGUUCCCUUCCCUGGCAAGGCCUCAAAGCAGCUACUAAAAGGCAGAAGUAUGAGCGAAUCAGUGAGAAAAAGAUGUCAACCCCAAUUGAGGUUCUUUGCAAGGGCUAUCCAUCCGAAUUUUCCACCUACAUGAACUUCUGCCGCUCACUUCGAUUUGAUGACAAGCCCGACUACUCCUACCUAAGACAAUUGUUCAGGAACCUUUUCCACAGACAGGGAUUUUCUUACGACUAUGUAUUUGACUGGAACAUGCUGAAAUUUGGCUCCAGCAGGACAGUAGAAGAUAAAGAGAAGGAGCAGAGGGGAGAGGCAGAGGAGAGGGAUGAGAGAACUGGAGGUGGACCACCGGGUUCAGCAGCUCGUGCUCUGCCAUCUGGCCCCAACCUCCCAGCCCCUAACAGGGUCCGCAAUGGCCCAGAACCUGCCAGCUCAACGCCAGCCUCCCGUGUUCCACAGUCUGGAAAUGCUUCUCCAAGAGCAGGUCGAGGAGCUGAGCGAGAAAGGAGAGUCUGUUUGAGGCUCCACCGUGGUGCUCCUGCCAAUGCUUCCCCUGAUCUCCCACUGCGCCAUGAUCAAAUCCGCAUCACUCCGCCACAGGUCAGUGUUCCAUUCGAACAUAUGGGAAAAUGAGCACUACAAAUUCUCUGUCAUUUACUGUUUUUUUAGGAGGAUUAAAACAGACAACUCCCCUAAAGCAUUUAUAUUCAUCUUUCUAUAUAAAACGGGAGUGUGACACAGAGGUUAAAGUGUAGGCAAGAAGCAGAAUGAAAGGCACCACACUUUGUAAUGGACAAAGUGCACCCCUGUCCUCGUGCACUACUGGUUGUUGCUGUUGGGAUGAGACAUUGAAGAUACAGACGCAUGAAUCAGUUGUGGACAGCGGAUGAACCGGUUUAGAUCUGGAUUCAAACUGUGGAAAAAAGUGCAAGUUGAAAAGAUAAUUUUUACAUGCAACUUGAUGGCUGUUCUCUGUUUUGUCUGAAAUGCUGUGAAAAAGAAGGACUUGCUUGUUGGACUGUAAAGUUAAAAUGUAUUAUUGAUAAAAAAUGUAUCCCUCGCACUGUUGCUUUAACACUAAAGUGUAUGUUGACACCUUACUGACGUAUGAGGUUUCGUGGAACCAUCUUUUCCAUGUUAAAUAUUAAAUAUGCAAAAUUUACGAAUUUCCAAGAAUGUUGUUUCACUUAAGCUGGUGUUUGGCCUGUAAAUGUAACUGAAUUUGCUCUGUAGUGAUUCUGCAUUGAACAGUGAAUUCAUUGGAGGUCUUAAAAUAAUUAUAGGCCGAAGUGAAGUAACCUAAAUAUGAAUUUAAGCGUUAUUACAGGCCUGAAUUCUUCUUUUACCAAAAAUUUACAAAAGUGGUAAAUUGAAAAUUUGAUAUGAAGACUCCUGCAUUGAAAUUGGCCAUGACAACCUCAUUUAUAAAUAAACACACAUAUUAAAAUACUAAGUGUCUCAGCUUGUUUAACUUGUUGAACUUUGAUUCAAAAUACGAAAAUGAUUUAUAUGUAUAAUUCUAGCCAACGUCAAAGAAGACAUAAAGCCUUACAUAUGUUUUAUUAUUAUGUUUUUGUUUUAUGCAUAAUCAAAAUAACACAAUAUCAGGCAAAAAUAUGUAACUCCAAAUAUACAAAGGAAGAAAAUAUAUAUGAAUUAAAAUAAUGCAUAUUUAUACGGCGCCGCAUACAGAUUCAUUUUGCUUAACAAUAGGCAUACUUUUCCCAUUAUUCAUUAUCUUAAGCGAUUGUAUUAGAGACAGGUUCGUUACAGAAAGCCUUGUGAGAUGGAGAAUUUGACAUUCUACUUUUGUAAAUAAAUAAAAUCUACAGACACAAUGUUAUAGUCACUGACGUGCGGUCUGGGUAGGCAAACUAGGCACUGCCUACCCUGCCAAAAUUCAAAAAUAAAAU
Messenger RNA from Xyrauchen texanus (razorback sucker), 2800 nucleotides. It is a transcript of the gene csnk1e, whose product is annotated as casein kinase 1, epsilon. The record is from RefSeq and is a predicted model, not a curated record. Gene Ontology annotation, cellular component: nucleus; cytoplasm. Gene Ontology annotation, biological process: signal transduction; endocytosis; peptidyl-serine phosphorylation. The coding region runs from base 267 to 1520 and encodes 417 amino acids. Gene Ontology annotation, molecular function: protein serine/threonine kinase activity; ATP binding. Lineage: Eukaryota; Metazoa; Chordata; Actinopteri; Cypriniformes; Catostomidae. The transcript is spliced from 11 exons.